GUCGCUUUCAUGCUUUUGAAAUUUCGCACAACUUGGACAAAAGCUCCAGUGGAAGAGGCGUUAGACAAUUCAAAACUGCACUUCUUCAACGACUUGAGCAGGAUGAGCAUGUGACAAUAAGAAAAAGGAAGGAAAAGAGUGACACUCGUGAGCUUAAGCGUGUUUACCAUGCCUAUAGGGAUUAUUUUAUGAGACAUGACAAAGCAUUUGAUCUGGAACAAAGUCACAGGGAAAAAUUGAUUAAUGCACGAAACAUUGCUUCUGUUCUUUUUGAGGUGUUAAAAACAGUUUCGAAUGCAGCUGGUCCUCGGGCAUUUACCGAUGGAAAUGCAAUCCCCAAGAAAUCUGAAUUCAAUAUUUUACCCCUUGAUCAAGGAGGCAUUCAACAUGCAAUUAUGCAGCAGAGUGAGAUUAAGGCUGCAAUCGCAGUUAUGCGCAAUGUUCGAGGUUUACCCCCUGCACAAGAUUUCAAGAAAAAUGGAGGCUUUGUAGAUUUGUUUGAUUUUCUUCAGCAUUGUUUUGGAUUCCAGGAAGGCAAUGUAGCCAACCAAAGGGAGCAUCUGAUUCUUCUCCUAGCCAACAUGCAUACUCGGCAAACACACAACCAGACAUCGGUUUUAAAGUUAGGAGAAGGAACUGUUGAUGAAUUGAUGAAGAAGUUUUUCAAGAAUUAUACAAACUGGUGCAAGUUUUUGGGAAGAAAAAACAAUAUCCUGUUACCUUUCGUUAAACAAGAAGCACAGCAAUAUAAAAUUCUAUACAUAGGGCUUUAUCUUCUCAUAUGGGGAGAAGCAGCCAAUCUACGUUUCAUGCCGGAGUGUCUCUGCUACAUCUUUCACAAUAUGGCAUAUGAAUUGCAUGGGAUUCUAACUGGUGCUAUUAGCUUAACAACAUGGGAAAAGGUCAUGCCCGCUUAUGGAGGAGAACCUGAGUCUUUCCUUAACAAUGUUGUCACCCCCAUAUACAAAGUUAUUAGUGAGGAAGUAGAGAAAAGCAAAGGCGGUACAGCAGAGCAUUCGGUUUGGAGAAACUAUGAUGAUUUGAAUGAGUACUUCUGGUCUCCUGAUUGUUUUGGAAUUGGUUGGCCAAUGCGUCUGGACCAUGAUUUUUUCGUCGUUGGACCGGAAAGUAAAUCCACUGCCAACAAUGCUAUUGUUCUAUCACCUGAUAAAUCGAAAGAAAAGAAAGAUGAGGAAGCAGAGGAUGCAACAGAGGAACCCCCAGCAGAGGAAAUCCAUGAACCGCAAUGGCCAGGAAAGACGAAUUUUGUAGAAAUUCGUUCAUUUUGGCAAAUUUUUAGAAGCUUUGAUAGAAUGUGGAGUUUCUUAAUUCUAUCCCUUCAGACCAUCAUAAUCAUUGCUUGCCAUGACUUGGGAUCCCCCCUUCAGUUAUUUGAUGCCAUAGUAUUUGAAGACAUAAUCAGCAUCUUCAUUACUUCUGCAUUUCUUAAACUUAUUCAAGCAAUUUUAGACAUCACCUUUACAUGGAAAGCCAGAUAUACAAUGGAAUAUUCUCAAAAAGUGAAACUCUUGAUGAAGCUGAUCUUUGCUCUUAUAUGGACUAUUGUUCUUCCUGUUUGCUAUGCUAAUUCAAGAAGAAAAUAUACUUGUUAUUCUACUAAGUAUGGAAGCUUGGUUGAGGAAUGGUGCUUUACAUCCUAUAUGGUUGCGGCAGCCAUAUACUUAACAAGUAAUGCAGUUAAUGUUGUGUUAUAUCUCGUCCCUGCCUUCUCCAAGUAUAUGGAGGUCUCUAAUCACAAGAUAUGCAAAGUUUUAUCUUGGUGGACUCAGCCUAGAGUCUACGUCGGGCGGGGGAUGCAAGAAGACCAAGUUUCGGUUCUGAAGUAUACAUUGUUUUGGAUACUGGUGCUAUGUAGCAAAUUUAUAUUCAGCUACAGUUUUGAGAUAAAGCCACUCAUAGCACCAACUAGACAAAUUAUGAAAAUUGGUGUUAGAAAGUAUGACUGGCAUGAACUUUUUCCAAGAGUCAAAAGUAAUGCCGGUGCAAUUGUUGCCGUCUGGACCCCUGUAGUAAUUGUAUAUUUUAUGGACAUUCAAAUUUGGUAUUCUGUAUUCUGUACAAUAUUUGGUGGACUUUAUGGCAUUCUAAAUCACCUUGGUGAAAUAAGGACACUGGGAAUGCUGAGAAGUAGAUUUGAUUCCUUGCCUUCUGCAUUUAAUGUCUGUCUGAUUCCACCAUCCUCUAAACGCGGUAAAAAGAAAAGAAAAGGCUUCCUUAGCAACAUAUUUCAAAAGAUGCCUGAUGAAAAAGGUGCCAUUGCCAAAUUUGUCGUAGUAUGGAAUCAAAUAAUAAAUCAUCUUCGGCUUGAAGACUUGAUCAGUAACAGAGAGAUGGAUUUGAUGUUGAUGCCAAUGUCUUCAGAAUUAUUUUCACGUAAGGUUCGUUGGCCUGUUUUCCUGUUAGCAAAUAAGUUUUCUACAGCUUUGACCAUUGCUAAAGAUUUUGAGGGAAAGGACGAGAUUCUUGCUAAAAAAAUUACAAAAGACAAGUACAUGUUUUAUGCUGUACGAGAGUGCUACGAGUCAUUGAAGUAUGUUCUUGAGAUUCUUGUUGUGGGAAAUCUGGAGAAAAGGAUUAUAUGUGAUAUACUUGGUGAAAUUGAAAAAAGUAUCCAAGAAUCAUGUCUUCUCAAGAAAUUCAACUUGAAAGUUCUACCAGCUCUGCAAGCUAAGGUCAUUGAGCUAGCGGAACUUCUGAUGGACGGAGAUAAAGACCAUCAGUACAAAGUUGUGAAAGCUUUACAAGAUAUGUUUGAACUGAUAACAAAUGAUAUGAUGGUUGACUCAAGAAUAUUGGAUAUGAUACACAUUCCACAAAUAAAUGAGGGCGAGUAUGUGUAUCUAACCAGAGAUAUUGACCAACUAUUUGAGGGAGUGAAUAGUGAUAUUGAAACACUAUUAUUUGCCAAUGAGAAUUCUAUCCAUUUUCCCUUGCCAGAAAAUGACCCUGUGAUUGAAAAGAUCAAGCGCUUUCAUUUGUUACUUACGGUGAAGGAUACAGCAAUGGACAUGCCUGCUAACAUAGAUGCUCGUAGGCGCAUAUCAUUCUUUGCUACUUCUUUAUUUACAGAUAUGCCUGAUGCUCCAAAAGUGCGAAAUACGCUACCAUUCAGUGUUAUUACUCCAUAUUAUGUUGAGGACGUCAACUUUUCCCUAAAGGAGCUUGGUUCAGAUAAAGAGGAGGACUCCAUCAUCUUUUACUUGCAAAAGAUAUUUCCAGAUGAGUGGAAAAACUUUAUGCAACGUAUGGAUUGUGAAAAUCAGAAGAAUUUAGAAGAUGAUCUUAGACAGUGGGCUUCCUUCAGGGGCCAGACACUAUGCAGAACAGUUAGAGGGAUGAUGUACUACAGAGAAGCCUUAAAGCUACAAGCAUUUCUUGACAUGGCUGAAGAUGAAGAUAUUCUGGAGGGUUAUGAGACUACUGAAAAAAGUAACCGUGCACUAUUUGCUCAUCUUGAAGCACUUGCAGACAUGAAAUACACGUAUGUUGUUUCCUGUCAGUCAUUUGCAUCACAAAAGGCUAAAAAUGAUCCACAUUAUAGAGACAUAAUUGACUUGAUGAUACGAUAUCCGUCUCUCCGUGUCGCGUAUGUUGAGGAAAAGGAGGAAAUAAUACAACGGAAACCUCACAAAGUGUACUCAUCUAAACUGGUUAAAGUGGUCAAUGGUUUUGAACAGACAAUAUAUCAGAUAAAGCUUCCAGGUCCACCAGAUAUUGGGGAAGGAAAGCCUGAAAAUCAGAAUAGUUCAAUAGUAUUUACUCGUGGCGAAGCCCUCCAGACAAUUGAUAUGAACCAAGAUAAUUACUUGGAAGAAGCUCUAAAAAUGAGAAACCUUCUCCAAGAAUUUCUUAAGUGCCAAGGGCGGCGUCCUCCUACCAUACUUGGUUUAAGGGAACAUAUUUUCACAGGAAGUGUGUCUUCUCUGGCAUGGUUCAUGUCGUAUCAAGAAACCAGCUUUGUCACUAUUGGUCAAAGGCUUCUUGCCAAUCCUCUCAGGGUGCGGUUUCACUAUGGACAUCCAGAUGUAUUUGACAGGGUCUUUCACAUCACCAGAGGAGGUGUAAGCAAAGCAUCCAAAACAAUUAACUUGAGUGAGGAUGUUUUUGCUGGAUUUAAUUCUAUUCUAAGAAGAGGAUGUAUUUCCUACCAUGAAUACUUGCAAGUUGGCAAAGGUCGUGAUGUAGGCCUAAACCAGAUCUCAAAAUUUGAAGCCAAGGUGGCAAAUGGAAAUAGUGAGCAAACUAUAAGCCGCGACAUAUUUCGCCUUGGCCGUCAAUUCGAUUUCUUCCGAAUGCUAUCUUUUUAUUUCACCACCAUUGGAUUUUACUUCAGCAGCUUGAUGUCUGUGAUAGGAAUAUAUGUAUUUCUCUACGGGCAGCUAUAUCUGGUGCUUAGUGGGUUGGAAAGAGCACUUAUAAUUGAGGCCAGAAUCAAGAAUGUACAGUCCUUGGAAACAGCUCUUGCCUCACAAUCAUUCAUACAGCUUGGCCUUCUCACAGGCUUGCCGAUGGUGAUGGAAAUUGGCCUCGAGAAAGGAUUCCUUACAGCCGUCAAAGAUUUUGUCCUCAUGCAACUGCAACUGGCUGCUGUUUUCUUCACAUUCUCCCUUGGAACAAAAACACAUUACUAUGGCCGGACGAUCCUGCACGGUGGCGCAAAGUAUAGGCCGACCGGACGCAAAGUUGUUGUCUUCCAUGCAAGCUUCACUGAGAAUUAUAGACUAUAUUCAAGAAGCCAUUUUGUGAAGGGGUUUGAACUGAUGCUGCUGUUGAUUGUUUAUAACAUGUUCAGGAGAUCAUACCAGAGCAACGUGGCAUACGUGCUGAUAACAUACGCCAUUUGGUUCACUUGGUGGGAUGAUGAGCAAGCGCAUCUUCGUCGAUCUGGUCUCUUUUCAAGAUUGGCAGAGAUAUUGCUUUCGCUUCGAUUCUUCAUCUAUCAGUACGGUCUGGUCUAUCACCUGGACAUCUCCCAGCACAGCAAGAACUUUCUUGUUUAUGUCCUUUCUUGGAUUGUGAUUGUUGCAGUUUUCCUCUUGGUGAAGGCCGUGAACAUAGGAAGG
This is a messenger RNA of Arachis ipaensis, 5084 nucleotides long. The record is from RefSeq and is a predicted model, not a curated record. NCBI's taxonomy places the organism in Eukaryota, Viridiplantae, Streptophyta, Magnoliopsida, Fabales, Fabaceae.